Molecule: messenger RNA, 1178 nt
Organism: Spinacia oleracea (spinach)
Lineage: Eukaryota; Viridiplantae; Streptophyta; Magnoliopsida; Caryophyllales; Amaranthaceae
Product: transcription repressor OFP12
Exons: 1
Coding region: 158-859 (233 amino acids)
Biological process (GO): negative regulation of DNA-templated transcription
Source: RefSeq, a predicted model, not a curated record
GAAUGUAUGGAAGGGAAAUGAAAAGAUACUAACAGACAAAAGUGGUAGCACUAAGUAGGUUGAUAUAUAUAAAAGGAGAGUGUCCUCUGUCCUGCAAUAUCUAGAAAGCAAAAAACCUGUAAAGAAAAAGCAUUGGAUCCCUAAGUUAAUAAGCAAAAUGCCGAGCAUUUUCAGGAAAAACAUCCACCUUUGUUUCUCAAAAAUCAGGUGUUUACCAACCUCUUUAUCCCCUUCAUUAACCCUUGAAGACGAAGACGAAGACGAAGACGAAGACGAUGACGAUGACGAUGAAUACUUGGAUGAUAUUCCUCAACCAUCAUUUACAGUUAGCAACUUCAACUCCGUGUACGACAACCCCUCUACUUGUUCAUCUUCCACCACUAAUAUUAUCAUAGACGACGACGACGACGACGACGACCUCUUCUCCUCCUCUUUCUCCACCUCUUCAGCCACUGAAUAUCCUGAUUUGUCAGCUAUAUUGGCCUCGCAACGGCUGUUUGUCUCCUCCCCCGGCCUUACCAACUCCAUUUUAGAGUCUCCCUCGUCGUCGUUCUUGCAGGAAAGGCUAGUGGGUGGUGGAGUCCCGAUCAAGAAGGACUCCCCUGACCCUUACUCUGACUUCCGAAGGUCAAUGCAGGAGAUGAUUGAAGCUAGGAAGAGACAUUUAAUACUACAAGGUCAAGGUGGUAUUGAUGAAGAUAACGACCAAAGUCAUGAUUUGUCACUGUAUUUAAAAGAGCUUCUUCUAUGUUAUCUUAAUCUAAAUACUAAACAUACCCACAAGUUCAUCUUCGGAGCUUUUGCUGAUCUUCUAGUGUCUCUAUUGUCGCCACAUUGCCACGAUUCUGCCGCUCUCUAGCCUAGCUAGCUCUAGGACGUACGUGCUAGCUAGCUUGUUGUAACUUCGAACACCAUAUAUUGAUAUAUAAUGCUACAAUUUAGUUAGGUGUUAGAGUGUUAUUGUGUUAAGGGUGUUGAGCGUAGACUUGUUUUCAUAUAUGUACAUUGGUUCAAGAUUGAAGUCGUGGGAGAAGACUAACCUAAUCUUUCCGUUUAUCUUUCUAUGUUAAACAAAAUGUACACUUGUUAAUUGGAGCCUGCCCUUGGAGAAGAUGAUGCUUCAAAAAUGCUUGUAUUAUACUGUAUCAUAUACUGUAUAAUUAAUUGAGUUCCAAGUA